Podarcis raffonei (Aeolian wall lizard) is the source of this 2326-nucleotide messenger RNA. RefSeq names its product histone-lysine N-methyltransferase EHMT1-like. The record is from RefSeq and is a predicted model, not a curated record. NCBI's taxonomy places the organism in Eukaryota, Metazoa, Chordata, Lepidosauria, Squamata, Lacertidae. Bases 239 to 2221 code for a protein of 660 amino acids. The transcript has 12 exons. Gene Ontology annotation, cellular component: nucleus. Gene Ontology annotation, molecular function: zinc ion binding; protein-lysine N-methyltransferase activity; p53 binding.
AGACCUCCUGGGCUGUGCUCAGCAACCCAGAGGGGGCUCCCCAGGGGGUGUUGGCCAGACCCAAGCAGGAGCAGCGGCCGCACAUGGGGGUCUUGUGUGGGGUCCUGCCCAGCUUCCCCUUGAUCUUCCUCCCUUGGUCCUGGCCGGACGCAGCGCCAUUCCAUGGAAUGCCCGCCCUCCUCCAGGCAUUGUUUGAAUUCCACCCCAACGGCUGCUGCCCACGCAGAGUGGCACUGCCAUGGGGCUCAGCGAGAGUAGAGGUUUGGGGCCUGGCGAAGCCCCCUCUGAAAGACAGGUGGACGAGGAGGAUGAGGCGGUGGCCGCAGACCCCCUUUUGCACAUGGAGGCCAGGAAGGGCCACUGUGACACAGCCCGCCAGCUCCUUGCCCAGGACCCAGAGGCCCUCAACAGCCAGGAUGCCAGUGGCCGGACGCCCCUUUUCUGGGCCACGGAGUACAGACACGAGAGGCUGGUGGAGCUCCUGCUGGCCCACGGAGCAGACCCAGCUGUGCCGGAUCACGAAGGGAACCUCUGUCUGCACUGGGCGGUGUAUGUUGGCAGCCCCUCCAUUGCCAGAAUGCUGCUGGAUGCCGGCUCUGAUGUGGAUGCGCUGAAUGGCCAAGGCGACUCUCCCCUGCACCUGGCGGCCCAGGAGAGGCGCUACGAAUGUCUCGUCUUGCUUCUCGCCCACGGCGCCAAAGUCUCCCUGAAGAACAGAGCCGGCCAAGUGGCUUUGCAGUGCUGCAAGCCCAGCUCCCCUUUCUGGCGGGCCCUGGAGGCCGCCUCUGCACGGCCCCCCCAGCCGACGGAGAGGCUCCUCUGCAGAGACAUCUCCCGGGGCUUUGAGCAAGUCCCCAUCCCUUGCGUCAACGGGGUGGACGAGGAGCCGGCCCCCGGAGCCUUCCUCUACGUCACGCAGAACUUUGUGUCGGACUCUGCGGUGCUUCCAGCGACGGGCUGGGGCAGAAGUCAGCACUGCGAGUGCGCCAGUUCCUGCUCUGCGCCCACCUGCCCGUGUGUCGAGCGCAGCCUGCGCUCCUGGUACACUCCGGUGAGAGCCGCUCCCGCCCUUCCUGGGGUCAGACGGGGAGGUCAGCCGGAGCCACUAAGGGCCAGCCGGCCGUUUCUCUCCUCUUGUGGUCCAGGAUGGCCGGCUGGCGCCAGACGCGGCCAGCAGCACAGCCGAGGCGGGCCCCAUCUACGAGUGCCACAUGCUUUGCUCCUGCGCCAGCUCCUGCCCCAACCGGGUGGCGCAGAGGGGCCUCAGGACGCAGCUGCAGCUGUACCGGGUGCCAGGCAAGGGCUGGGCAGUGCGCACGAUGCAGGAGGUGCCCCGAGGAGCCUUCCUUUGCCAGUACUUUGGGGAGCUGAUUUCCAGCGCCGAGGCCGCCCAGCGAGAGGACGCCGCCUAUUCCUUUGUGGUGGACAUGCAGGCGGGCCCCGAGUGCUGCCUGGACGGGCGCUUCUACGGCAGCGUGGGCCGCUUCCUGAACCAUUCGUGCCAGCCCAACCUGGUGGCUCUGCCGGUGGUCGUGGGGCACGAGAUCCCCGGCAUCGCCUUCUUCAGCGCCCGGGCCAUCCAGGCGGGCGAAGAGCUGGCGUUCGACUACGGCGAGCGCUUCUGGGAGGCGAAGGGCUGCCGCUGGGCUUGCUUGUGCAAGUCGCCCGGCUGCAGAUACCGGCCGUCGAGGGAAGGGCCAACGGCAGACGCCGCCGCCGCCGCCGCAGGAGACCCCGGCCUGGGCACCUCCACGUCCUACCCGCUACGCGGCUUCUCGCGCAAAUCCGCGCGGAGCAGCCCGCUGAAGACGGCCCCGCGCCGCUCUGCGCGGCCCCGACGGCGCCCCCUGCGCUAGCCGCGCGGACCCCAGCCCCUGUCUUUAUCCCUCCCAAUAAAGAGCCGAAGCCAGCCGCCUCAUCCGGGCCUGAUUGCUGCGUCGGGGGCCGGGUUCCGCAGGGAGAAGUGGGCGAGGGAGCGGAGGCUCCUUCGAACGGAAGACUCUUGGAACGAGCUUUCUGCAAAAGUGGCCCCGAAGUGCAAAUGAGGAGCCGGGAAGGAUGGCGGCGACAACCCAAGGCGGGACCCCCUCUGCUCUUGUCCGCACCGUCUGGUCCACUCAGCGGUCCGGCCGAGGGAGCCCCCGCCCGGGCCAAGAGGAGGGAAGGGACUCGCCCGCCGAGCUGCUGCUUCUCGCCCCGCACCAGCCCCGCGCAAAACUGAAGGAGCCGGACCGGGCGCUUCCCCGGGUUGGCCGCGACCCGCUGCCGCGCUCUGCACGCGCGCAGAGGCACCGGGCGCCAGGUGGAAGGCUGGCGGUGCAGGCCA